Messenger RNA from Mytilus trossulus (common blue mussel), 2744 nucleotides. Its product is annotated as protein MFI-like. The record is from RefSeq and is a predicted model, not a curated record. Gene Ontology annotation, molecular function: protein binding. The coding region runs from base 109 to 1614 and encodes 501 amino acids. The transcript has 14 exons. NCBI's taxonomy places the organism in Eukaryota, Metazoa, Mollusca, Bivalvia, Mytilida, Mytilidae.
AUCUGCGCAUGUGUGUUACUGUGUCGGCCAUCAUUGUUGAAAUUGACAACCUAUUUUUCUUUAUUUUCAUUUGACAUUUUAUUUUUUUAUACAGUUUUCUCAUCUAAAAUGAAUCGAGGUCAAGAAAUAUAUAGAAAAUCUGACCUUGAAGAGACUUCUUCAUCAAAGACUAACAAAUUAGCUGGAGCACCAAAGACAUUAAGACAUACUUUACUGUCAUCUAAUCCAGAAUCAGAAGAAGGCAGGAUAUCAGCUGCUAUAGAAAUACAGAGAAACUGGAGAGGUUAUAAUAGUCGGUCUCAUGUAUAUGAAGCAAUUAACCCCAAGGUCAGCAAAACAGCUGUUUACAGUGAAAGUCGGCACCAUGUUGCAAGAGAACAAGAAUUUGAUGGAAUAACAGACGAAGAGGGUGAAGUUGGUCCUCCCAAAGAAGAUAGAUUAAGGCUGUAUUACAAUGACUAUCUGGUUGAAAUGCAGGAAUCUGAUGACCCAGGGCCAGUUAUGUCAUAUGAAGAAUUCUGUGCCCUAUAUAUACAGAAUUGGUGGAAAAAACACAGAGAAAAGAUUCAAGUUAAAACUCCUGUACAACAAGUACAGUAUGUACCUCCUAAACCUCAACCAGUACAAAUGCCAGUCCAAAUAUCAAGACCUCGUCGACCUUUAACAGAAAGAUUAGCAGCAACAAUUAUACAGAAAAGUUGGAGAAGACAUAUUGAUAUACAAGUGUAUAGAUAUUACAGAGAUUUAAUCAACUUUAAGGCCAGAGGUAACCCUGCCUUAAUGUUAAGAUGUAUAAAUCCCAAUGAAGCCAAACUACUAGAUGGUGCCUCUGGUGUACAUGUCAAAUUUAGAUUGGCAGGGGAGAGAUUUCCACCAAACAUAUACUACAAGAUUUUUACACACAGACCUAUUCAAGACAUGUGUGCAAAUAGUCCAAAAAAUUACACAGUAUCAACAGUAAAACUACAAAUGGCAAAAGAUGUCCACAGUAAAGUAAGAGGUGCUCCAGAAGCUCCAGAUAGAAAUGAAUGGUACAAACGUACAGAUAACAAUGGUUGGAGACUUGUAUCAGAUCGCCUAAUUCAUCAUUUAAUGGCUGAUCCUGUAACCUGGGAAUCAUCAAAUAAGAAAUAUGAAUUUAAUCAUGAUAAGCUUCAAAGAAUUCAGGAUGUAUCAAAGUUAAAGAAACAGAGAAAAAUAGAUUGGAUGCAGAAAAUGUAUAAAGAUGGUAUGUUGAAAGCUAAGUCAGAUGAUCUGGAAACAAUAAACCUGAUAGAGGGAGCUGCUGCUGGUAUGGUUGCUACAGUAGAAAAGAUGGGUCCAGAUGCCUUAGAGGACUGGGAAGUGGAUGAGUUACUGGACUGGACCACUAGUCUUAAUUUCGAUGAUUAUUUGAGUGGAUGGAAGGAAGUAGCUACCAGUGCAAAUUCAGAAAAAUUCAUAGGACCUAGAAAACAGAUUGUAACUGAAGCCGAAGAGGAUAAGAUGAGAAUAUUUACCAGUGCAGAUCCUUAUGAGUUCUCCCUGUCUCCUGGACAAUCAAGGUACCAGUCGACACAACAGUCCAGGAAUACUCCAGCAUCUAGUAUAUCAGGCAGGAUACCAGUCAACUAAAUAUAUUAUCAGACAAUGUCAGAGUGAGAGUUGUCAAAUGUGAUCGGCCAAAUCUCUGCAGUUGUCACAUGCAUUAAACACUUUGCAUUUCUAAUCAUGUCAAAUAAAUUAAGUAUGGUAUUUUGUUAUUGUCUAUGACCAUAUUGUUGCUUUACAUAUCAUGACAAUUCUUUAUAUAAUGUGUUUUUGGAGGUAAACAUGAAAUACCUUAGUGGAAUAGUGAACAAACAUUGAGUUCAUGAUAGUGAUGAGUGAUUAGUUCAUAAAAAUACUAUCAAGUGCUUUAAGGAAAUGAUUGUUUGUGCUUGCAGAACUUUUUUCAUCUUAAAACUAAAGUCUGCUGGAACUUUUAUUUUGGGGAAAGAAAGUCUAUAUAUAUCAUCCAAAUCAGUUUCACAGAAAAUAUGUGUUGCUAUGGACUUUUCAUAUAGAUGUUUUUAUACUAGUUUUGCUGAUAAUUUCGGGAUUGAUUGUUGGUACUUCUUCUUGAACUUAGUUUGGAUAAACCUAAAUAAAGGAACAGGAUUUCUAGUUUGAAUAUAAAAAUUUUAAUUUGUUACUUUCAAAUUUAUAAAUUUCUGUUAUAAAUUUACUGCAAAUUAAAAAGAAAUAUGUGAAUGUAGUAAUUAAUCUUAAAUUAGUUAAAAAAAAUGGAAAUCAGGAAUGUUUAAGAUUUUAAAUAACUGCUGAGGAUUAUAUACUUGUCAAAUAACAUUUGCAUUUAUGGCGAGCCAUUUCUGAAUUGAAAGAUGUAAUGUCUGAUAUUGAUAAGGUUGAAAUUGGUUUUACCAAAUGGUAGAUCACCUAAAGCAUGUAUCGUUACUAUAUCAAUAUUGGCUUCAGUAUAAAGUAUUGUUUGAACAUCUCCUGUGCAAGAUUCAGAUCGAAUAGAUCAGUUUACAAUAAGUCGUAAACACUUGUAUGAUUAACAGUUUACAUGUAAGAAAAAGAUUCCUUACAAAUAUUUUGUAUUUUUAAAAUUGUACUUUAUAUAAUUUGAAAGUUUUGUGAUAUAAUGUAUUCAUAUAUGUAUGUUGUAUAUUCUAUUUUUGUUGAUUGAUAUUUUUAUACUUGUUUUAUUCAACACCACACAUUGUUGAUUUAAAAUUAAAAUUUGUUAAAAAAACAGA